Coccidioides immitis RS is the source of this 309-nucleotide messenger RNA. RefSeq lists its product as uncharacterized. The transcript has 2 exons. Bases 1 to 309 code for a protein of 102 amino acids. Lineage: Eukaryota; Fungi; Ascomycota; Eurotiomycetes; Onygenales; Onygenaceae. The record is from RefSeq and is a predicted model, not a curated record.
AUGGCGAAAAGAAAACGCGAAAACUCAUCUGACCCGGCCGCGGAACCGCAACCCAUCACGAGAGAAACAUCGGCGUCAGUGACGGACUUCGUGAGGAAUGGGAAGUCACCGUAUUCGGUGCACAAUGACACAUUCUUCGCAACGUACAAAGUGAAGGAGUCCCAUGCGGAAUCUCGGGGUGAAGCCUAUAGACUUAUGCUGGCAUGGGAUUGUGAUAGACUCUUGGGCUCUUUCGAUCUGGGAUUGUCGAAUGGAGUUUUACCCGUCGAACGCUGCGCCCACUCGCCUCCAUCAAACCUACAGCUUUAA